AUGACGUUGGCUGGGUUUGUUGGACUCGCAAAAGCCAUAGACAUAUGCCAUGAUAUCUGGGACGCCUUUGCCAACGAGCGCAUCAAUGCCCCGGCUCGUAUCUAUGCGCUCGUCACCACUAUCGGGCACCUUCAUGGUAUUCUCAAGUUUCUAGACGAGAACUAUCAAGACCAAUACCCCCUGAAGAAUCAGUUUCUAGAGACUCUUGGAGAAUGUGAAGAGUUCAUCGACAACUACCGCACCCUCAAAACUGCCCAGCCUAGCCCAAGAGACAACCCACUGGUGGAUACUCUCCGUCAUCCUUGGGAUACCACAUUGUAUGGCCUCGAUGGCGCUGAAAGGCGCGCCGAGGAACUGAGCCAAAAGUUGGUAUCCCAACAACAAAACCUAACCAUUUUCUUGCUGGCACAGUUCCUAGAUCCUGGAGCGCUCAUACGCAAACCCCAAAGGAAAAUUACGGUAUCCAAUCAUGAGGGUGCUCCCCUGACCACAGGCACCCCAUCGGAAACAUCUUCAGAAUAUAGCAGUAAGGGAGCACCAUUUGGCGUUUUGGAGAAUCAAACGCCUUUUGAGAUUUUCAGUCAAGGUAAUCUCCCCCACGAACAAAAGCUCGCCAAGUUCCAUGAAUGCUUCCAGCUGCUCCGGAAUCGAUAUGAGCGUGUCACUAGCAAUGCGGCACAACAUGGCAGAGCCCCUAACCUCACACGAAUCCAUGAAGAAUACCGGGCACUGUGGUUGUUCCUUUGUAGUCAUGUUGGGUUACCGAAAAACAAGCAACCUGCUAUGCCUCCGAUGGACAAACUAUUUGCCAAUCCAUCCAGCGUUAGCAGCGAUAGCUAUCCCGAUAGCGCGUACUUGGUCCUCACCGAUCCCGACGGAAGAAAGUAUCAGCAAAAGCCCGUCAACGUUCCAGUUCCGGUCGAGUAG
Molecule: messenger RNA, 927 nt
Organism: Clonostachys byssicola
Lineage: Eukaryota; Fungi; Ascomycota; Sordariomycetes; Hypocreales; Bionectriaceae
Source: the annotation of a GenBank genome assembly